AUGUUUGACUGGAACUCGACUGAGCUAAUGAAUAGUUCUGUUGGAAACUCCAGCAUGGAGGAUACAGAGGAAGAGGAGCAUCCUUUCCUGACGGACGCUUGGCUGGUGCCUCUCUUUUUCUCUCUCAUCAUGUUGGUGGGGCUGAUCGGGAACUCGCUGGUCAUUUAUGUCAUCUCCAAGCAUAGGCAGAUGAGGACCGCAACUAACUUUUACAUUGCUAAUUUGGCUGCGACUGACAUCAUUUUCCUGCUCUGCUGUGUGCCGUUUACCGCCACACUCUAUCCUCUACCCGGCUGGAUAUUCGGGGACUUCAUGUGCAAAUUUGUGGCUUUUCUCCAACAAGUGACUGUACAGGCAACAUGCAUCACUCUGACCGCAAUGAGUGGAGACCGUUGCUACGUGACCGUGUAUCCUCUGAAGUCCCUUCACCACCGGACCCCACGCGUCGCUAUGAUUGUAAGCAUCUGUAUCUGGAUCGGUUCCUUCAUUCUUUCCAUACCGAUCUUCAUAUACCAGAGGCUUGAGGAUGGCUAUUGGUAUGGGCCAAGAAAAUACUGCAUGGAGAGGUUCCCCUCAAAGACCCAUGAGAAGGCUUUCAUCUUGUAUCAGUUCAUAGCUGUGUAUCUACUCCCUGUCCUUACCAUUUCUUUCUGUUACUCCUUCAUGUUGAAGAGAGUAGGACAGGCCUCUGUUGAACCUGUGGACAACAACCAUCAGGUCCACCUGCUCUCAGAGAGAACCAUCUCUAUUAGGGGUAAGAUUUCCAAAAUGGUAGUGGUCAUUGUUGUCCUCUUCACCAUCUGCUGGGGUCCCAUUCAGAUCUUUGUCCUCUUCCAGUCUUUCUAUCCAAACUUCAAGGCGAACUAUGCAACCUAUAAGAUCAAGACGUGGGCUAACUGCAUGUCCUACGCCAACUCUUCUAUCAACCCCAUUGUCUAUGGUUUUAUGGGGGCCAGCUUCCGCAAGUCUUUCAGGAAGACCUUCCCGUUCCUCUUCAGACACAAAGUGAGGGACAGCAGCGUGGCCUCUCGCACGGCCAAUGCAGAAAUUAAGUUUGUAGCAACUGAAGAGAGCAACACUGAGAGAAAAUGA
Molecule: messenger RNA, 1092 nt
Organism: Triplophysa dalaica
Lineage: Eukaryota; Metazoa; Chordata; Actinopteri; Cypriniformes; Nemacheilidae
Gene: kiss1ra
Product: KISS1 receptor a
Exons: 5
Coding region: 1-1092 (363 amino acids)
Biological process (GO): neuropeptide signaling pathway
Cellular component (GO): membrane
Molecular function (GO): G protein-coupled peptide receptor activity
Source: RefSeq, a predicted model, not a curated record